UCUCACUCCCCAACAGUUCCCCAAAACCAACUAAUUAAAUAAAAAAAACAAAAAAAAAAAAAAAAAAAAAAAAACUGGUCUGCUUCUAUCUUUUGCUGUACAUCAAAAAUAACAUAAACUUUCAGUGUUAGCUUGUUUUCACAUGGCAAACAGAAGCAGAACCACAAAAAUGUUCCCUACUACAUUUGCACUAUUUGCAACUCUUCUCUUUCUCUCUCCUUCAUUCUCCAAUGCUCAAUACAAACCUCCACUCUUCGUCUUCGGCGAUUCACUUUACGACGAUGGUAUGACUUUGUACAACGGCGUUAAAGGCGCUGGUGCCGAGUAUUGGCCUUAUGGUGAAACUUACUUUAAAAAGCCGUCUGGUAGAUACUCUGACGGCCGCCUUAUCCCUGAUUUUAUAGCUCAAUUUGCGGGGUUGCCGUUUUUGCAACCGUAUUUGUUACCUGGGAUUAAGGAUUUUAGUAAGGGGAUCAAUUUUGCUUCUGCUGGUGCUUGUGUUCUUGUUGAAACUCGUCCUCAAACGAUAAAUCUGAAGAGACAAGUGGAUUAUUAUGUCCAAAUGGUACAAAAAUUGAAGCAGCAAGUUGGAGAAGGUCCGGCUAAUCAAUUAUUAUCGGAAGCAGUAUACUUGUUUAACAUAGCUGGAAAUGACUAUGUUACCCUUCUUCAGAAGAAUGUGAAAAAGCUCCCUCUCUCCAAUUUCAAAAAGAAACGCCAAUUGAAUAUGAUUAUUGGCAACCUCACGAUCCAUAUUAAAACAAUUUAUAACCAAGGAGGAAGGAAGUUUGCAUUCCAAAACCUAGGUCCUCUGGGGUGCAUGCCAUCAAUGAAGUACAUGCUUGGAUAUAAAGGAACUUGCGCGCCGGAGCCACAAGAGCUAGCCAAGAUGCACAACAAUGCAUUUGGUGCACUACUCAAGAGAUUGCAAAGCCAAUUACCAGGGUUCAAGUACUCAGUUUACGAUUUCUACACAGCCCUAUACCUUCGUGUCUUAUAUGGAAGUAGAUAUGGUUUCAGGGAAAGCCAAACAGCAUGUUGUGGAAGUGGAUCCUACAACGGUGAUUUCACAUGCCAAAAGAAAAGCACUAGUUUCUCUGUUUGUAGUAAUCCAAAUGAUUAUUUGUGGUUCGAUGCAGCUCAUCCAACGGACAAGGCUAACCAAGUAUUCUCCAAAGAAUUCUGGAGCGGAGGAUCUAACCUUGUUGCUCCUUACAAUUUGCAAAAUUUGUUUGCUGCCAAAUAAUAAGGAUUUUGGGAAUAUGUAUACUCUCACACUCAAGUGUGAUCAAAAGUUAAAAGGAGUGUUUGGGUUUAUUUAUUUCAUUAAUUAUUAUCAUUAUUAUUACUACGUAUUUGUGGUAAGGUACAUCUUGUAUGUUAAGCAUAAAUACCAAUAGUUUGUAGUUUUUACUUUUUUUAUUUUCACUUUGGAAAAUAUAUUGGGAGGAAAGGUUGAUAUUUA
Beta vulgaris subsp. vulgaris (sugar beet) is the source of this 1465-nucleotide messenger RNA. Its product is annotated as GDSL lipase. Gene Ontology annotation, molecular function: hydrolase activity, acting on ester bonds. The transcript has 5 exons. The record is from RefSeq and is a predicted model, not a curated record. Bases 143 to 1246 code for a protein of 367 amino acids. NCBI's taxonomy places the organism in Eukaryota, Viridiplantae, Streptophyta, Magnoliopsida, Caryophyllales, Amaranthaceae.